UGCAGAUGAAUUAAGUAGAGGAUACUUUGCUGACAUUUCAGAGAUCCGUAAAAAUGGUGGUAAGGUCGCAUUGGCGAAUAAAACUAUCAUUCCAUCACUAGCAGCUGUUAAGUUCCCUGAUUUGGAAGUAAACUUUGUGGAUGGUAGAAGUUCAAAAUUACCCAUUAGUUCUGGACAAAGUGGAACUGGUACCAGCGAAAUUACUAUUCCUUGUGCAUCAUUAUUGUGUCUUUCCUUUCGAGCAAGCUCACAGACAAUGGCUGAAUCAUGGAGUAUUCCUUUUCUGGAUGCUUUUAGUGCUCUGGGAAGAAUCCAAAUAUAUGAGGUAUCAUUUAUAGACUCUUGGUUAUUGUCAUUGGGUCCAGUUCGGAAUUUGUUUCUCAAGAUGAUGAGGAAAUCCAACAAUCCCCAGAGACAAAUUGUUUAUGCAUUUGGUGACCACUACCAUUUCAGGAAAAAGCUUCGAAUAUUGAAUCUUCUCACGGGGUAUAUUUUUUUGCUUGAUAGGUUUGGCAGAAUUAGAUGGCAAGGUUUUGGCUCUGCAACACAGGAAGAGCUUUCAUCACUUAUGUCAUGCACGUCCCUUUUGUUAGAUGAGAAAUGAGGAGGAUCCUCUGCAUAAAUUGUGAAAAUUUGAAAUAGUUCAGACAUGAUUGUUUUGGACCCAUUGGAUUGGAACUGCCCAUGAUGUGAAAGUAUCCGAUAAUAUGAUGAAGCAGGGAUACCAGAUACAGUUUUUCUUACCACAUAUCAGCAAUUAGUUUCAUGCUGUUGGACAUUCAAUGAAAUAUAUUUAUUUAUACUACCUUAAUUAAAAUACUCAUAUGGCUGUCCUGUUUGUGUGGGUGUCAGGCUGGGGCCAGGCCUGUGUAGAGAGCUUCGGCAUGUUACGCGAGGGGAGUCUGCAUUCUGGGUUAUGAUUGCGGGAAACAAACUUUUCAUCCAACUAAAAGUUUUUUGUAUUGGAUUCCUAUAUCUGUGAUCCAAAUUGAUGUGUAUGACCACAAACCUUCAUUGCAUUCCAUUUCGUGGUCCUUUUCAAUGACACAGAUAUGUGUAAGGAUGGGACCAUCACACAAGUUUCAGAUGGCCACUGGGAUAUAAAUUUUGGCAACUUUUGGGGAGCUUUUAUGCAGUAGAGGAUGCUGAUAUCGUGUGGCAAUUAGCUCCAAGAAGUUGGGUACCAAUUUGCAACAUUAACCAGUUAUUUAAUUGUUAUAUGUUGCUGCAGAGGCUGCUGAUAUGCUAUGGCAAUUAGUUCUAAAAAGUUGGGUGCCAAUUCACAACAUUAACCAGCUAUUUGAUUAUUAUGUGCUGCUGUGAGUCUCAUAUAUGAGAUUAAAUGUACAUUGUGCAGUGUUUAAGUCAUUUCAUGAACAUUAUAAGAUAUUGUGCUAGAUGUCCAGGAGAUUUAAAACCAUGACCAAUAAACUCAAUGGGUGACGCCAGGUCCCACUGCUGCUCGAU
Messenger RNA from Elaeis guineensis (African oil palm), 1467 nucleotides. Lineage: Eukaryota; Viridiplantae; Streptophyta; Magnoliopsida; Arecales; Arecaceae. The record is from RefSeq and is a predicted model, not a curated record.